Homarus americanus (American lobster) is the source of this 944-nucleotide messenger RNA. RefSeq lists its product as uncharacterized. The coding region runs from base 92 to 757 and encodes 221 amino acids. The transcript is spliced from 2 exons. The record is from RefSeq and is a predicted model, not a curated record. Lineage: Eukaryota; Metazoa; Arthropoda; Malacostraca; Decapoda; Nephropidae.
GGGGUGUGUCCUGUAGAGGAGGGUCAGGGACGAUGUAUAUAAAGGGGGAGGCGUCUUGUUCUAGAUCGUCGUCUACUGAAGGUCUGCCAAGAUGAAGAUCCAGGUUAUGUUCCUCCUCGCUGUGUUGGGCUCUGUGGCCGCCGACACUAAGAUACUGCUGCCCUAUUCUUUCCCCGUACUUGGCUCUCCUACCACCUAUACUUCCUACCCCGCCGCUGCCGCCACCUAUCCUGCUGCAGCUGCCACCUUCUCCACCUACCCCGCCGCUGCCGCCACCUAUCCUGCUGCAGCUGCCACCUUCUCCACCUACCCCGUAGCUGCCGCCAACUACCCUGCUGCUGCCACCACCUACAUCCAUUCUACCGCUCGCGCUACCGUUCCCUUCGUUCAGAAUGCCGCCCCGGUCCUUCAGUACAGUGUCCCUGCCGCCGUUCCAUCCAUCGCCGCCGUGUCUGUUUACUCUCAGCCACGCACUGCCAUCGUCUCAUCCCCAGCAAUCAUCGUCAACCAGGAAUUAGACGACGAUGAUCUGGUUGCCACUCCAUACGGGAUCCUUCACGAAAAUGACGAUGAUGACGAUGACCUGGUAGCCACUCCAUACGGGAUCCUUCACGAAAAUGACGAUGAUGAUCUGAUAGCCACUCCAUACGGGAUCCUUCGCGAAAUUGACGACGAUGAUGAUUUGGUUGCCACUCCAUACGGCCUCGUCGACGUCAGCCACCUUGAAGUUGACGAUAUCGAUGACGACAAAAAAUAAACAACCAAACAAAUGAAACUCACUUUUUCACAGUAACUUGACCACCACAACUGUAUACUACACAUUUCCCCCAUAUUUUUUUCAUUACAUUGCAUCCAGGUGUAUAUAGGUAACACUAAUGACCACACCUAUUGAGAACCACCAUUAAUACCUGAUAUGACGGUGAUAUUAAAAUUCUUAAUAUAAA